Molecule: messenger RNA, 2637 nt
Organism: Xenia sp. Carnegie-2017
Lineage: Eukaryota; Metazoa; Cnidaria; Anthozoa; Malacalcyonacea; Xeniidae
Product: G-protein-signaling modulator 2-like
Exons: 14
Coding region: 339-2048 (569 amino acids)
Molecular function (GO): protein binding; GTPase regulator activity
Source: RefSeq, a predicted model, not a curated record
AUCUUUCAAGUAUCAAACUGAGCAGUGUACGUAAUUUCGGCGAUAAGGACAAGACCUGCCUUUGUUUACCGAGAAGCAAGGGAGUAUUCUAUAUUUCUUGUCGCCAUUUAUUGCAAACAUCGCUUUUCAGCACGAGAAAUUCAACAGCCGACCACCAAACGGUCUCAUAUUACCACGUCGCCAUACGUAGAAUAUUUGUGGUAUUUUUUUUAACCGUCUCGUCGUUGACUUGUGACCGACGGGUCGACCUUUCUGUGUAUUUGAAUCUUGUUAAUACUUUAAAACUUGCAACGGAAGAAGGAUAUUAAAGUUUCACAACGUUCUUCUCGCAUGCACAAAUGGCUACGCAGGCUUCGUGUUUGGAUCUUGCAUUGGAAGGGGAACGUUUGUGUAAAGCUGGCGACUGCCAGAACGGAGUUUCUUACUUCGAAGCGGCUAUUCAAGUAGGCACGAAGGAUUUAAAGACGCUCAGCGCCGUGUACAGUCAACUGGGCAAUGCUUAUUUCUUCUUACAAGAGUACGAGAAAGCCUUGGACUUUCAUCGUCAAGACCUGAGUCUCACCAGAACGCUCGGCGACCAAGAAGGCGAAGCGAAAGCCAGUGGCAAUUUAGGAAACACGCUCAAAGUUUUGGGCAAAUUUGACGAAGCGGUCGUUUGCUGUAUGAGACAUCUUGAAUUAUCGAAAGAAGCUGGCAAUAAGGUUCUUGAGGCAAGAGCUUUAUAUAACUUGGGAAACAUUUAUCACGCAAAAGGAAAGCAUGCCGGCCGAAGCUUUCAUCAAGAUCCCGGUAACUUUCCCGAAGAGGUUCGAGUGGCUUUGGAAAAGGCUGCUGAGUUUUACGAAGAAAAUCUCAAACUCGUACGAGAGUUGAAGGACCGCCGUGCUCAAGGAAGAGCUUGUGGUAAUCUUGGAAACACGCAUUAUCUAUUGGGCAACUUCAGUAAAGCUAUACUCUAUCACAGAGAGCGUUUGGUAAUUGCUCAAGAAUUUUCUGACUCGGCUGCCGAGAGACGCGCAUACAGUAACCUUGGAAAUGCUUAUGUUUUUCAAGGGAAAUUCGACCUGGCCACAGACUGCUACAAAAAGACUGUUGUGAUUGCUCAAACAUUGGGUGACAGAGCAGUGGAAGCACAGGCAUGCUACAGUUUGGGCAAUACUUAUACAUUGCUAAGUAAUUACGAAGAAGCCUGCAGGAAUCACUUGAAGCAUCUUGAAAUCGCCCAAGAACUCGGCGAUCGGAUUGGCGAAGGGCGUGCGUGUUGGAGUCUCGGAAACGUAAACACAUCGCUUGGCAAUCAGGAGAUAGCUCUUGAAUACGCGACUCGACAUCUUGAAAUAUCUAAAGAGGUUGGAGAUCGUGCUGGCCAAAUUACGGCACAGAUGAACAUAGCGGACCUGAAGACUUUGCUAAAUUCGCACGAACAGCAAGCUUUUGACAGGAGAAGCGUUUCAUUCACAUCUGGAGAGACGUCAAGCUCCAGUGAUUCAACGACACAUCAAAAAGAAAACAAGCCGAGACAUCUGAAAAGCGAUUCGAAAACAGCCGAGGUGCCGGUCGUUACUCGUAGAUCAAAAUCGACAACAGACCCUUCUCAAGUGCUUGUAGAAAUGCCUACGAACGUCAAUCAGACGAGCAGCGUACAUGUCCUUGAUGACAACUUUUUCGAACUUCUUUCGCGGUGUCAAGGCAACCGUAUGGAAGAGCAACGCGCCGAGAUGCCGAAUUCCAAAAACAAGAAUGGAGUACGUACGAAUAAGUUAAGAAGAAGCAUUAAGGGUCGAAAGGUGAAUUCGAUGACGCAAGAAGAAAUGUUUGAUAUGAUCGUCAAAUCACAGGAGUCGCGUAUCGACGACCAACGAUGUGAUCCCGAUCUUGUGCAACAAGCCCCGACAGUUCCAGACGAGGAUUUCUUCGGAUUAAUCAUGCGCCUUCAAUCUAAUCGUAUCGACGAACAGCGGUGUAGUCUACCCGAGAAUAGGCGUAAUCAGAACAUAGCAAAAGACAAGGGGACACAGUCGGAAUAUCGAAAAGAAUCGCAACUGUGAUGAAAGAAACGCAUGUUCGGACAAUUUAGUGAAAUGAGCAUUUUAACAUAUGUGUAGUUAUGUUUGCGGUACUUAUCUUAUUGUUCGCUCUAGUGCAUUUAAUGCAUUUAUGGAUAUUACCAACGGAAGAGUUAUUUUAAUGUGAUUUUUACCGAGCGCGGAUACUUAUUUUAAAGUGCGCGUUCCAUGAUCUGAUGACUGUUCCUUGAUAAAGAAAAGCCGGGCGCUGCUCAGACAGCAAUCUAUCUCACAAAAAUUAUGUCGGGAAAGCAGGAAAAUCUCAGGUCAAAACUACUUUACGACCUUUAUUUUACUCUUGCAUCGUUCUUUUGAAGGAUCAUGUCCGUGUACUUUUCUUUAAAACCGAGUUCUUUACUGUCCGUAGAUUUCUCCGUAAUCCAGGCCAAAAGCAGGCAAUUUUAGCGUUCCGUUUUAUUUCAAUUUAUUAUCUAUAAACAUAUGUGUAUAUAUUCAUUGCUUUUUUGUGUACAUAAUCUUAUACGGGUCAAUUCCACUGAACUGUAUGGAAAUUGCAUCACUUCCAGGCUCAGCGUUUCUAGUUUGAAUACAUUUUAUCAGGUAUCAAUGA